This is a messenger RNA of Rubroshorea leprosula, 839 nucleotides long. Lineage: Eukaryota; Viridiplantae; Streptophyta; Magnoliopsida; Malvales; Dipterocarpaceae. The record is from the annotation of a GenBank genome assembly.
CCCACUCCAUGCACACCUCAAGAUGAGACUCCUUGAAGAGAGGAAGGCAGCUGCAUCAUCGAAAUCCUCCGACAGUCUGUGGGCAGUGGACAGAAGCUGCAUUUCCUGGCUUGAUCAACAAGCAAUUCAAUCUGUUGUUUAUGUUAGUUUUGGUAGCAUCACAUUAUUGACCAGAGAGCAUCUUAUAGAAGUUUGGUAUGGGCUUGUGAACAGCGAAAGGAGGUUCUUGUGGGUUGUAAGGCCGGAGCCUGUGGUGGGGCAUGGAGAGGAAGAUAUUCCAGUGAAGCUCAUGGAGGGGACUAAAGAGAGAGGGUAUUUGGUGGAGUGGGCACCACAAGAGGAGGUCCUGGCUCAUGCAGCCGUUGGUGGGUUCUUGACCCAUAGUGGAUGGAGCUCUGCAUUGGAGAGUCUGGUUGCAGGGGUUCCAAUGUCAUGUUGGGCUUACUUUGCUGAUCAACAGGUGAACAGUAGGUUUGUGGGAGAGGUGUGGAAGCUGGGAUUAGACAUAAAGGAUGUUUGUGAUAGAAAUGUUGUUGAGAAAAUGGUAAAUGAAUUGAUGGUGGAGAAAAAGGAAGAAUUUUUGGAAUCAGCAAGGAAAAUGGCUAGGUUGGCCAAAGGAUCUGUUGGUGUUGGUGGGUCUUCUUUCUGUGAUUUGGACCGUUUGAUUGAGGACAUCAGACUGAUGAGCUUGAAAAAAUCAUGAUACCAGUUCUCCAAAGCUAUGUUUCAAUCGUUUCUAUGAUCAAUAAGCAUUAGAGAGUUUCAUUUAUUUUCUGAACUUGAACAAGAUAAUUGACUUCCUUUACUUUUUCUAUAUGCAAUACAAUGUUACCUUAGAG